AUGCUCUCUCGGAAUUCAAAACUGUUUCAAAUUGCUGUGAGUCUCACGCGUCUGCUUUCCAAUUAAACACUCAACUUCAGAAACGAUCGCAUUUCUCCGCAGAUCCGGCUCGUUCUGCUCAGACGGAGCUCAUUCUCCUGCACGCCGGUCAGCCAUGGAACAAAUUCCACGCUCGAGAAUUUCUGAAAACGCGAUCUGCGCUGCGACUUCGAUUGCCAAACUUUGUGCACAGGUCAGAGUUUUCAGUAUUUUUUGACUUUAGAAAUUCAGUAUUCUUUCAGUGCAAUUACAAGUGCAAAACUGAUGAACAAUUCUCUGCGCGGGUGCAUUUCUGCUUAUCAAGAUGUUCCCAGUCUGGAAACGCAAGUGGACAGAUUGGCAGAACGAGUGGAAGAGUCCCUGGAAGCAGUUAUUCCGGAGUUCGGCCCGUUCCGAGUCACUCGCCUGUUCCAGUUCGACGAGAUUCCGUUCGAAACCAAAUUACAACAGAUCAACGCGUGAGUUUGACAAAGCCAGACUCUUUAUCCGACAGUUCGAAAAUCACAGACAUCGCUCGAGUCGAUUUAUUUUCAUGCCUCUUUACCCACACUUUUCGGGUGCCGACGGUGGGAUCCUUCUUGCUGAAUGUGCAAAAAUUAUCGAAAAGAGCUCUUGUGAGACACAUAAAACAAGAAUGUUCGCGUAAACAGAUUUCGUUUCAGCGCCUUUGGUUCAAGGAAACAAAAUCGUGCCGAACAGCCGAAUUGAGCAGAACUCUGACUACUCCUACGACGUUUCGGCAGUUUGGAGAUGGGAUAAUCACUCUAUUGUGGCUGAUGUGAGUCACGAAUUUCAAGAGAUACCCACAAUGAAACAUAUUUCCAGUAUUGGUCCUCAAAAAUCGCAAAGGAAUUGCCUCGCUUGGAAGGUGUCGUGUUCGCUGUACCAAGAAAGGUUCCCUCAGCUCAUAGUUCGGUCACUUAUCUGCACAUUUCUAGUUCUCCUGCAACUCCGCGCCAAUCUAUGCGACCUGCGAGCGCACUAUGAAUCAACUGGGAGACGUGCUUCCGUGGCGCCUCGGCUUCUACUCCUCCUGGGAUUCAUUCGACCUUCCGUCGUUUCAAAGCGUGACUUCCCAAGUGCAGAAGUUCAAGAAAAAGUCGGAAAGCGGCAGGAUUGCGGUUGUUCCGAUCACAGACGUUAUUGAGACUUUCGAUACAUUCUAUACCAUUCCCACGAAGGUUGAACACUUGGUAAGUCGAACAUUUGUCUUACAGCUUGAGAGAAGAAUUGGAAAUUGGCAGAAAAACGCGCUGGUUCUGCGACCGGAUCAAGAAUCGGAGAAACUGGUGCACGGAAUCUCGGAAGUCGUCAAGAAUCGUCUGCUCGGACGGAAAGAUCGCCAGUUAGAGGUGGCGUGUUCUCGGAAUCAGUUGCAAGCCCUGAGCAUCUUCCUGCAAUGA
Caenorhabditis sp. 36 PRJEB53466 is the source of this 1442-nucleotide messenger RNA. NCBI's taxonomy places the organism in Eukaryota, Metazoa, Nematoda, Chromadorea, Rhabditida, Rhabditidae. The record is from the annotation of a GenBank genome assembly.